UCUCGAAAUGAAGGGAUUUUAAGACGUAUUCGGUCUGAAGUAUCAACAGUUCCAGCAGUUGUCGAUUCAAUUCUUGAUCGUUUUAUUUCGAUAUUUGCUGACAAAAAUAAAAAUGAACAAAAAACUAAUUUUUAUGAUGAAGAAGUAAUUCAAAUUGAUAAAGAUGAUGUUGGACAUUCAACAAAUCAAAAUAUAAAUAAUAAUACAAUAUUGCCAGACGGGGUUAAUAACUUUGAUGAUUCUUCUUUUCACUGCCCUCAUCUUCUCUCAAUGGAUUUUAAAUCCUUAGAUCCAUCUCUCGCACUUGGUUUUUUAGUUAGGGAUUCUUCUGAUUAUGAAAAUUUAAUUGAAAGACUUGAGUGCUCUUUAUUACCAAAAUCAUCUCCCCCUCUUUUUGAAGUUCUUGAAACCCGUCCAAAAGGAUGGCCACCAUUUUCUCUCGAACCUUCUUACCAAAAUGAAUCAAUAAAUAUUAAAGAAUAUGAUGAUUUAUUAUAUGAUAGUGAUGAACAAUUUGAAUUAUUAAAUGAGGAAUAA
Molecule: messenger RNA, 537 nt
Organism: Meloidogyne enterolobii
Lineage: Eukaryota; Metazoa; Nematoda; Chromadorea; Rhabditida; Meloidogynidae
Source: the annotation of a GenBank genome assembly